AUGACACAAUCUUGUUGCUGUAGUCAUUCAUCGAAGGGAAACUCCCACAGGAAAAGGCAUAAAGCUGCUCAGGGAAGGCUAAGGAGCCGCUCAGUGCUCCUCAGUCAAACAUUGGGUUGGAUUCACAACAUGGGUACCAGCCAAGGCCCGUUCCAGCUUUUCUCUGGGUCCCUCCGGGGUAGUGCAGGGUGUGGUUUGGCCCAGCAAGGAACUUCUUACAGACCUUCAAGUGCAGAUGGUGGUGCCAGCAGCUCCCAAACCUCCUUCUCCUCUGCCAGACCCCUCUGGCUGGCUGCCGGAGGAGGGGCAGCCUGGGGAGGCUUCGGCGAGCACUAUGGGGAGAGCAUCUUCCUGGGGGGCAAUGAGAAACAGACUAUGCAAAACCUGAAUGACCGUUUGGCUGCCUACCUGGAGAAGGUCCGCUCCUUAGAAGCAGCCAACGCUCAGCUGGAGAGCUGCAUCCGAGAGUGGCACAAGACAAAAUCUCACAGCAAGAGGCAUGACUUCAACCAGUACGAGCAGAACGUCACUGACAUGCAAAGACAGAUUGAGGAUAGCAAGAUCACCAAUGCCAGCAUCCUUUUACAAAUUGAUAACGCCAACAUGGCAUCUGAAGACUUCAGGCUCAAGUAUGAAGCAGAGAAGUCUCGCAGGCAGGGAGUGCAGCUUGAUGUUGAGAACCUGCGUAAGGAGCUCGAUGGCCUGACUAUUAUUACAACAGACCUGGAAAUGGAAAUUGAAGGCUUGAGAGAAGAGCACAUCCUCAGGAGGAAAGACCAUGAGGAGGAUAUGGAAGCAAAUCGCUCAUCACAAGACUUCAAAGUCAAUGUAAAAGUAAAUGCGGCACCUCCUGAAGACUUAGCCAAGAUCCUCGCACAAAUAAGAGAAGAUUAUGAAGCCAUAAUUGAAAAGAAUCGUCAAAGCCUGGACAGUUGGUACAAAGAACAGAGCACAGCUCUGUCUCUGGCAGCAGCCCCCAACCCCGAGCAGAUGCAGCGCAGUGAGAACGAGAUCAAGGAUCUCACACGGACUCUGCAGUCCCUGGACAUCGAGCUGCAGGCACAGAUGAGUAAGAAGCGCAUGCUGGAGGACACCUUGGUGGACACUCGGAAUUACUACGCUGCUGCGCUGCAAAACAUGCAGCAGAUCAUCUCCAAAUGUGAGGAAGAGCUGAGCCAGGUCCGGCAUGACAUUAAGCAGCAAAAUAACCAAUACAAGGUUCUUCUUGGGAUCAAAACCCGCCUGGAGAAGGAAAUUUCCACCUAUCGCCUGCUGCUGGAAGGGAAUGUUGACGGGAUAGCAAGAAAAUCCGAAUCAAAAGCUAAAGAACACGCUGGGCUGAGCAAUCGGAAGAUCAAAGCAAUUGUCCACGACAGUGUGAACGGGCAGGUGGUCUCCUCCACCGUCAACGAGAUCCACCAGCAAGUAUGAAAUCAGGGUUCUGCCCACUCCUGCUGUGCCCCUUCUCUGCAACUACGUGCUGCACGUUGGUCUCCCAGGGUGUAGGACAGGGAUAUUACACUGAACUCCCUCCUGCAAUGAUCUGCAGCCUAAUCAUGACGAGUGCCACACAGAGCUAGGUAGAGCUGACAUUGUCAGGUUAAAGAGGUUUCAGUCAUCAAAAUGCUGAAGAAAAGCUAUGAAAACGACUGGCUGAGCUGGUUAACAUAUAUAUAUAUAUAUUAUGCACAUCUCACCGGGGCAGGAAUCUCCAUCUGUGAUUCAUUUAUUGCUCUGCAAAUUAACUAUAAUUUAAAGUGAAUAAUCUCUCAACUUCUCUUCUGGUCUUAUGUCUCUCAUCAUAUACCUCACUGCAGUCAAUAAACUCUUUUCCACCA
This is a messenger RNA of Calidris pugnax (ruff), 1838 nucleotides long. RefSeq names its product keratin 23, type I (gene KRT23). The transcript has 8 exons. Lineage: Eukaryota; Metazoa; Chordata; Aves; Charadriiformes; Scolopacidae. Bases 1 to 1431 code for a protein of 476 amino acids. The record is from RefSeq and is a predicted model, not a curated record. Gene Ontology annotation, molecular function: structural molecule activity.